Molecule: messenger RNA, 963 nt
Organism: Artibeus jamaicensis (Jamaican fruit-eating bat)
Lineage: Eukaryota; Metazoa; Chordata; Mammalia; Chiroptera; Phyllostomidae
Gene: TEX101
Product: testis expressed 101
Exons: 7
Coding region: 1-963 (320 amino acids)
Biological process (GO): regulation of flagellated sperm motility; binding of sperm to zona pellucida
Cellular component (GO): plasma membrane; plasma membrane raft
Source: RefSeq, a predicted model, not a curated record
AUGCCUCGCUUCAACUUCCAGAAGACCAUGGACUACAGGACUGCUGCCGUGAUGCCAUCUGAGAAUGGCUCCUGGGCUGAGAAGGAGCCCCUGCCAACUAAAGACAUGCGGAACUUCGCCUGCUGCAAAUGCAGAGAACUCCACCCCCACCCGCACGUGCUUACCCGCCACUUGCGCAUGCGUCCUCAGGUCUUGCAAACCUGUCAGGAAGGAGCCAUGGGUCCCCAGCUCACGCAGGGUUUGCUGUUCCUCUUUCUUCUCCUCGGAGCCUCCUCCUUGACCCUGGCACAAAAUUUCUAUUGUCACAGGGGUGUAUCCAUGAGCGUGAAAGGCGACCCAAGUAUGUUUGACUGGAGCACAGAGAAAGUUGAGGCUUGUGACAAUGGAUCACUUUGCCAGGAAUCCGUGCUGAUUGUUAAAUCAGGGUCCAAGGCAGCAAUUGUAGCCACGAAGGGCUGCAUGCCCCACCAGAGUCCGGCAAUAACGUUUGUCCAGCACUCCCCACCCCCGGGCGUCUUGGUGGUCUCCUCCAGCCACUACUGCGAGCUCUCCAAUUGCAACCACAGAAGGAACUUACCUAACGUAGGGACUGAAAGUCUCCCAGUUCCCAGUGUGUCGGAAACCCUCCACUGCCCAACCUGUGUGGCUUUUGGGACCUGUCUGAGUGCACCUUAUCUCCCCUGUCCCAAUGAUACAAAUCGAUGCUAUCAUGGAAAACUUCGGGUCGCUGGAGGAGACAUCGACUCAACUUUAGAGGUCAGAGGCUGUACAUCGGUAACUGGCUGCAGGCUGAUGUCUGGGGUCUUCACAAUAGGACCCAUGCAUGUGAAGGAAAUAUGUCCAUUCCAAACUCUCAUUCAACCCCGAAAGGUUGAAAAUGGGGCCAACUGGCUUCCCAUUUCAGUUGGGAAGUUAGAGCUACUGCUGCUGCUGUUGCUGCAGUCGCCGGUCCAUUGUUCCUGA